AUGAGUGUCUCUUCCUGGUUCCUGGUGAGUGGCGGUGGCAUGAGGCACCGCCUCCCCUGGGAGAUGAUCUUUGUUGGUCGGGACGACUGUGAACUCAUGUUACAGUCCCGCAGUGUGGACAAACAGCAUGCCGUAAUCAACUAUGAGCCAACCACGGACGAACAUAAAGUCAAGGACCUGGGGAGCCUGAAUGGGACAUUUGUGAAUGAUGUCAGAAUACAGGAGCAGGUGUAUAUCACUUUGAAAAUUGACGACAAGUUGAGGUUUGGAUAUGAUACCAACCUGUUCACCGUGGUGCGAGGAGAGCUCCAUGUCCCCGAGGAAGCACUAAAGCAUGAGAAGUUUAAUAGUCAGCUCCUGCUGCAGACGGUAAAGCCUCCAGAAGUUGUUCCGGUACCAUCCAGACCUGCAGUAGAGGUCAAGGCUGCAGCCGAAGGUGGUUGCGAGGGUGGCUCCGACGGGGCGGUGGCAGUGGGUAGUAAACCCCCUGAGACCAGCAGAGAGGGGGCCGGGGAUGACAAGCUGACAGGGGACAUUGCAGUACUAAAAAGGGGCACCCCUCUGUACGGCCAGCCUUCCUGGUGGGGGGACGGGGACGCAGACGAUGAGAACUCUGGGAAGCAGGAUGGGACGACAACUGACAGGAAGCAGGAGAGAUCUGAGUCAGAUUAUAAAGACCCCAAGGAGACAACAGCCGAGGCCCAGGAGAAUGGCCUGUACACCUCAAGCCAGGAGCCAAGUUACUUCGAGAUCCCCUCCUAUACCAAUGAACCCCCCUCCCAAGACACGGAAGGUGCCACCGCCACUAACCCCGCCUCCGGCCCUGAAGCCGUCCCCCAGGGCCACGCCUCCUUCACCAUCGACUUUGACCUGCAGGCGUCCAAUAAGGUGACGGUUAAGGACCGGGUGGCAAAGGUGGUGCCGGAGGUGAGGCCACGGCCCCCAAAAAAGGGCGCAGGAGAGGAGCUGAGCGCCCUGCAAACGGCCAUGGUGGCGGCGGAGGUGAAAGUAGCUGAUUGGCUGGCCCAGAACGAGAUCCCAUUGGCUCGUACGGAGUCGGUCGACAGAGUGGUGGAGGACGACGGGGAGAGCGUGAAGAGUGACGUGCCGGUUCAGCUGAAGAGUCUUAAAGGUAGUAAACACGAGGACGGUACCCAGAGCGACUCAGAGAACGCAGCCGCGCUGGGAGAGCAACGCCGGGCCGCCCUCGAGGACCACUCCAGGGGGCUGUGGGGUGGCCGACUAGAGGGGUCAGGGGUCAAGAUACGAGAGGGGCGCGCCAACGUCCCAGAGGGACUCUUUGCCGAAGAAGAUAGCCCAGCCCGACGACACAGGUCCUCAGCUUCCAAAAUGGCACCCAUCGGAGGAGAGUUAAGAGAGAGAGAGAGGACCAAGGAUUCCGUUCCUUACCACCGCGACCAACACCAACCGAUAGGACUUGGGGAGGGGUUUCAGAAUCGCCAUGGAGACGACUAUAGUGACCGGGGGACCUAUACCAUAGAGAUAGAGAACGAAGAUAACCAAGAGGAGGAGGCCAGGAGAAUGAUUGACAAGGUAUUUGGUGUGGAGGACUACCAGGCUCUGUCCAGGGUGGGGGGCUAUCCUGACAUCCAGAGAGAGAGACUGACCACUCAGAGACCAGGCUCAGGAGACAGAGGCAAGCCUGGACGUAUCGAACCAGAGUCUCUCCCAGAGGAGCUGGUUGUGGGUGGUCCCAGGUGGGUCUCCCAAUGGGCUACUCUGGCAGCCAGCCACAUCAGGACUGACCCCGAGGGCUCUGGAGCGGAGUCCCAUGUCCACUACCACACUGAGGACAGAGCUGAGAUCAGUGAGUCCAGUCACUCUGCCUCCAUGGCCUCCUCCAGCUAUACAGAGCGCAAGAGGAGAACCCUGCCCCAGCUCCCCUCCACCGAGGAGGCAACCCCAGGGGGGAGGAGAUCCCCUGGGAGUAGUGGGGGGAAGAGACUGGAUGAGGCACGGAGGAGGAAGAAGGAGAUGGAGGAGAAGGCUAAAGAAAGGGAGAGUGCUGGGAAGCCGCUUCUUAGACAAGAGAGCUUUACGGUGGAGAGACCCAGCACCAACGUCCCCCAGGAGCUCAUCCCACGGAUUGACACGCAAACUGGGGCACGAAUACUGACAAAGGAGGGCAGGGUGGAUAGUACCACACGGCAGAAGGACUCAGAGGCGGUGGCUGCGUUUCUGGAGACAACGGUAUCAGACCUGGGUGAACCAAUUAGCCAGUCCAUCGAUGGGUCUUUGUCGCCCGAGUCGGAUGUGGACACCACCAGCACCGUUAGCCAAGCAGCGGGCGUCGGAGGGCGGAAGGUGGUUCACCAGAAGAGACGUACCCUAACUGCCCAGCAGAAAGAGAGGGAGAAGACGGUGCUGUGUUCCUCCACCAAGGGGCCUACCAGAGCCAGAGAUACCCAGGAUAGGAAACCCAAAUCCAGACCGUCUGGAGGACAAGGGACCCGCCAAGCUGGUCGUGCCUGGACCUCCCUGGACCUAACAGAUGACGACGUCAACUCCAACUCCCUCCUCUCCGACUCCCAACCCUCCAUACAGGAGGUUAGCUCCCACAGUUCCCACGCCAGAACCCAGGCCGGAAGCACCAGAGUGGAGGCUAGCACCAAGGCUAGCCGGGCUAAAAACACCCAGGCAUCCAGCACCACCACAAACACCCUCAGUAAACCUACCACCACCUUGCCCAAGGUGCGGCCCACCCGGUCCUCGAUACUCAGACGUGCCCGUUUGGGGGACUCCUCCGAUACCGAACCAGCCGACAUGGACCGGAUGUCCGUAGCCUCCGAGGCUAGCACUGCUAGCUCCAGGUCCGCAGCUCCCGGACCAGGGUUCCGGAGAGGCCUGUCCCGCAUUGAGGCCCUGGCCCAGCCCAGGAAGUCCAGGAUGGGAUCUCCGUCUGCCCAGAGUGACUCAGAGGCCACGGGGGGCCGUAGCCGGGGGAUAGGGGCUCGUAGCAUUGCUACCGACUACGCCGUCCGACAGGGACUCAGAGGAGUCAGCAACAUGGGAGGGAUAAUACCCAGGGCCAGGGCUAACAGCGCCUCCAAACUACCUGACAAGUCUAAGGGCUACAUCACCCCCACAGCUGGUGGCCGGUGGCGCCGGAUGCCCAUGGACUACGCCUCCACCUCUGAGGACGAGUUCGGCUCCAACCGCCACCCAUCCAAGCACGGCGGUCCGCGACUGACGCGACUGACCCAGCUGGGUGGCUCCGCCCCUGCCACGCCCAGUCCGGGGGGUAUAGCGGCUCUGAGGCAGCAGUCAGCAGGCAGAGAACAGGAGGAGUACAUGAAGGACUGGACCACUCACAGUGAAGAGAUCGCCAGGAUCAGUCAGGACCUAGCCAAAGACCUGGCCAUGCUGGCCAGGGAGAUCCAUGACGUGGCCGGAGAGAUCGACUCAGUCAGCCCAGCCGCUAGUGCUGCCACUGACCCAGGAGCCAUGUUGGAGGAGCGAGUUUUUGACGAUGGCUUGGAUCUGAGGAGCGGCCCGUCAACAGAGAGCAUUCUGGGUAAUAACGUCCGCCCCGUGGAGCUCCGGCCACGCAACUCUAACAGACAGGGUCCCCGCGCCAUUCGCCGCCAGACCUGGAACAGAGAGGACGCGGUGUUGGACAGUUUACUAUUAGCGUCUGUGACCCAGCUCUCUGCACGGAUACGCCAUUCUGUGGACAAAACAGCCGGCAAAAUCAGGAUAUUAUUCAAAGAUAAGGACCGGAAAUGGGACGAGAUUGAGAAUAAACUCCAAGCCGAGCAUGACUCUCUACUCCUCAAGACUUCCAGCACGGAGAUCACCACCGUCCUCCAGGAUCUGAAGAGAGUGGAGAGACAGUUACUAGUGAUUGAUGUGAUGGUGGAUCCGGACGGCACCCUGGAUGCCCUGACCAGCCUGGGACUGACCAGCCCUCUGACCGACCUGCAGAGGGUCAGUCCUGGGGCAGCGGGGCCCUCCGCUGCGGGUCACCCCCCUGGAGGUAGUAGUGGAGAAGGCCCUUCUAGCAGCACCCUGUCGGCCCCAAGCGGUGGAGCCUCCUCGGGGGCCUCAGGCACCUCUACCCAGGUGGCAGAGAGAGACCUGGGACUCCAUGUGAAUAAUAAUCUGCCCUCUAGUGGUGGAGAACAGAACUGUGUGGUUCAUAAAUGA
Messenger RNA from Salvelinus namaycush (lake trout), 4167 nucleotides. Its product is annotated as centrosomal protein of 170 kDa-like. The record is from RefSeq and is a predicted model, not a curated record. The transcript has 19 exons. Gene Ontology annotation, cellular component: centriole. Gene Ontology annotation, molecular function: protein binding. The coding region runs from base 1 to 4167 and encodes 1388 amino acids. Lineage: Eukaryota; Metazoa; Chordata; Actinopteri; Salmoniformes; Salmonidae.